Populus nigra (black poplar) is the source of this 905-nucleotide messenger RNA. RefSeq names its product pumilio homology domain family member 4-like. The record is from RefSeq and is a predicted model, not a curated record. Bases 195 to 614 code for a protein of 139 amino acids. NCBI's taxonomy places the organism in Eukaryota, Viridiplantae, Streptophyta, Magnoliopsida, Malpighiales, Salicaceae. The transcript is spliced from 4 exons.
GUGCGCACUGCUUCACAGUUACAUAUCCUAUCACUUUACAUUGCCAACCCAACUCUCCCUAGAAUCUUGCGCACUUUCCUACUUCCACUUUUCUCACUCUUUCUUUACUCUUCUUCUUCAAAAAGCAAACCCCGUUCCUAUCUUCCCUUGCUUUCCUUCAAUUUCCCUUCUCCUUCAGUUUCAGAAACGAGAAAAUGCCAAUCAAUAAAGACCCUUCAACACCGCCUCCCAUGAUCGGCAAAAUUGGGCCCUACACUGUGUUCAUGACCCCACCUUCCACUCCUAGUCCUAAGCUUCCUCCCCCUACUACUUCUAACGAACCCACAUUACCUGUCUUUGAUUCACCUAAGAAGGUUGUUUCACCUCCUCCUCGACAAAUUGACAAGUCUGUUUAUUCUCAACAAGUCUCAGAUGGGUCUGUUCUUGGCUUCUUCAAAAAUGCUGUCAACAAAGUUCAAAAUGCACAUUCAAGCCUCGAUGACCAUUUGGCAAGGUGGCUUGGUUUAAAUCAAUCAAAGUAUCAGUGGGCUUUGGAUGAUUACUAUGAAACCAAGGGCUUGAAAAAGGAAGGUGCAAAAGCUGAAGAAAUAUCUAGCAAAAUACAGAGAGUGUAGCAUGGUUUGUCUGAUUUUACAUUAAAAACCCGCGAUGAAUCUCCUUUACAUAGCAUAUCCAUAUAGAAGGUAAUGGGAUAGCAGAAAUGCAUCUGGAUGCUUGAAGGGACCCUUGUGCAAGUUUUUGGGAUAUGCUCUUUUGAAUUCUCUACUUGCUGCAGCAGCUUACCGGAAAUUGGUUGUGCACUAGGCUGUGAAAUAUGUAAUCUCACAAAAUUUUCAUGCCCCAAUAUUUGUCAUGUACUCUGUUGAUCUGCAAUCUAAUAACAGUACUAUCAAGUUUCAAGGAUA